Dictyostelium purpureum is the source of this 1290-nucleotide messenger RNA. RefSeq lists its product as uncharacterized. Gene Ontology annotation, biological process: polyamine biosynthetic process. The record is from RefSeq and is a predicted model, not a curated record. Bases 1 to 1290 code for a protein of 429 amino acids. Lineage: Eukaryota; Evosea; Eumycetozoa; Dictyosteliales; Dictyosteliaceae. The transcript has 2 exons. Gene Ontology annotation, molecular function: diaminopimelate decarboxylase activity.
AUGAUUGCAAACGAGUCAUCAUUUUCAUACGAUUGCCUUGAUUGGAAAAAAGAAAGUAUAAAAAAAGCAGUUGAAGAAGGAAUUUUCAAAGAAAAUGAUUAUGUAAUGAUGUACAAUUUAGAUGAAUUCAGAGCCCUCGCUAAAGAAGCAUGUGACAACUUAAAAGGCCUUCAAACUAUGGCUGUUAAAUGCAACCCAGUAAUGAAUUUAAUGAAAGAAGCUAUUAAAUGUGGUUUAGGUGCAGAGGUUGCUUCAUUUGGAGAAUUAAAAAUUGCCGAAAGAGCUGGUUUUGAACCAAGUAAAAUUAUUUUCGAUUCACCAAUUAAAACUAGAAGAGAAUUAGAAUAUGCUUUAAAUAUUGGAUGUGUUAUUAAUGUUGAUAAUUUUGAAGAGUUAGAAACAAUCGAAGAAAUUGUAUCAACAUUCACACAAGAAAAAAAAGAUAGUUUAGUUUUAGGUAUUAGAAUUAAUCCACAAGUCGAUGCAGGUACAUUAACAGAUCUUAGUACAGGUGUUCCAACUAGUAAAUUUGGUAUUGGUAUUCAACAUAAAGAUAAAAUUAUUGAUGCAUAUCGUAGAAAUAAAUGGUUAAAAGGUGUACACAUUCAUAUUGGUUCACAAGGUUUCGAAAUUGAUUCAAUUUCAAGUGCUGCUGUCAAAGUUAUGGAAUUAACUAAAGAAAUCAACACUCUUUUAAAUAAACAAAUUACCUUUUUCAAUAUGGGUGGUGGCUUAUCAGUUAACUUUGAUACCGAACAAUCAAAACCAACAUUCACCGAUUACGCAAAUCAUCUUAAAUCAAUUUUACCAGAAUUAUUCAAUGGUGAUUUCCUUUUAAUCACUGAAUUUGGUCGUUCUUAUUGGGCUAAAUGUGGUGUUGUCAUUUCAAAUAUCGAAUAUACCAAAUCAUCAGGUGAUCGUGCCAUUGCAGUUUGCCACUCUGGUGCUAAUAUGCAUAUUAGAACUGUUUAUCAAUUCCCAUUAUGGAAACUCCGUGUAACCAUUUUCGAUAAAAAUGGUAUUCGUAAACAUGGUGACGAAAGAAUGACUGAUAUUGCUGGUCCAUGUUGCUUUGCUGCCGAUGUUUUAGUUAAAGAAAGAAUGUUACCACCAAUUUUAAGAGGUGAAUAUGUUAUGGUUCAUGACUGUGGUGCCUAUAUGAUUUCAGCUUACUCUCAUUACAAUUUAAGAUUAGCCCCACCAAUUUACUCCUUUGAUGUAAAUACUAAAAAAAUCGAAUUAAUUAAAAAAGGUGAAACUAUCGAAGAAAAAAUUCAAUUCUUUUCUUAA